GUUAUAUUUUCAUUUUUUAAAAAAUUAUUUGUGACCAUUUUUUUCCUUCUUUUUGUAUCAGCUUGUAAAAAUAUUCGUGAUUUUCUUUGCUGGGUAAUUCCGAAUCUCGUCUCCGCUUAUUCCGCCUUAGAUCGCAGGUCAUCUUCUCCGGCCGGCCGACUCCGGCUUCGUCCCGUAGACAGCAGCACAACACUGCUCCUCUCCACAGAUGAGGUGUUGUUAUUGGAAUAUACUCUUUUUUGUGUUCACGUGUAUGAUUGGAAUGCUUGAUGCUAGUGCCGGUGACAUUGAUCCAUCAUAUAGGGCUUGUUUGGGAGAAUGCAAAAAGACUGGAUGUGCUGCGGGAAGAUGUUUUGCACAAUGCCAAUUAUUUUCUGAUGGUUCUGCCUUCAGUGGCGCCACCUGGUACAUGCACAAAGGUCUCUAUCAGAAAUGGAAACUAUUAGACUGCAAAAACGAUUGCAUGUAUCACUGUAUGACUGACAGAGAAAAAGAAAGAGCGUCACUUGGUCAAGGACCUGUCAAAUAUCAUGGGAAAUGGCCUUUCAAACGUCUCUUUGGGCUUCAGGAGGCUGCCUCUGUUGUUCUUUCGCUGCUCAACCUCGCAAUGCAUUUCCAUGGUUUGUUGUCCUUUUACAUUCUUGUAAAAAAGUACAACGUGCUAUCUAAAACAGACAGGAGAUCAUAUUAUGAUUAUACUGGCCUUUGGCUCAUAUAUGGUCUGCUGUCUAUGAAUUCGUGGUUUUGGAGUGCUGUUUUCCACUGUAGAGAUGUUGAUGUUACAGAAAAGUUAGACUACUCAUGUGCAGUUGCCCUGCUUGGCUAUUCUCUAAUUCUGGCUAUACUGAGAAGUUUCAACAUCAGGCAUGAGGCUUCCAGAGUGAUGGUUUCAGCCCCGAUUCUUGCUUUUGUAACAACCCACAUACUUUACCUUAACAAUUAUAAAAUGGACUACGGGUGGAACAUGGUGGUGUGUGUCGUGAUCGGGGUAGCUCAACUGUUCAUUUGGGCAAUCUGGGCAGGAGUAAGCCAUCAUCCCUCUCGAGUGAAGGUGUGGCUUGUCGUGGUUGGUGGUGGCCUAGCAAUGCUCCUAGAGAUCUAUGACUUCCCUCCGUAUAAAGGGCUUGUGGAUGCACAUGCACUUUGGCAUGCCACCACAGUCCCCCUCACUUACAUAUGGUGGAGUUUCAUCAAGGAUGACGCCAAAUUCCUAACGUCUAGCCUACUCAAGAAGGCUAAAUAGUCAUAAUCCUUCGCGGUCUGUGCUUCAAGGGUCCUGGCGUCCGUGACGGUAUGUGUAUUCAUUGUAUUUAUGGGGCUAUAAGGUUGAAUAUCAUGGAAUCAAUGAAUUAUUAUUAACUGAACUUGUUCAUGGUUACAAAAAAAAGAGAUGCAUUUCAUUCGUACGUCUAUUGUGGUUUGUAUUUACAGUAUAGGUGUUUGAUUUUAUUUUUUAUUUGAUAGACUAGUUUGAACUUGACUUUGUUGGAACUACUACGUAUUUAUUGUUGUGAGGACAAUUAUUGGAGUUAAAUACAUUUUGGGUCUUUGU
Messenger RNA from Cuscuta campestris, 1552 nucleotides. NCBI's taxonomy places the organism in Eukaryota, Viridiplantae, Streptophyta, Magnoliopsida, Solanales, Convolvulaceae. The record is from the annotation of a GenBank genome assembly.